GCAAAUUUCAUUUUCCAUCUUAAUUAUUUUGAUUUGAAAAUAAUAUGAAACGAUUUAUCUAAAAAUAACAUUUAACCUUUAGAAAUACUGCUUUAAAUAUUUGGUUUUAAGGUAUCUGGCUUCUUAUACUCACACUUGAUUCAUCCAGGUGAGCGAUAAAAGGAUCACGAUUAUAUUUAUUUUAUUGAACACUGACAUAAAUUGUGAGAAUUCCUACUCUUGCUUUUAUGAUCUUCUCUCCCUUACCACACACACACUUGAAUUGUCAUAAAUAACAGACAACGUUAAAGUUGGACUAAAGAUAUGGCAAGCCUAAUUUGCAAACAUCUUAAGUAGUUUCCAAUGUCAUCUAAACAUGAAUACAACUUUAUCAUUGAUUGCAAAAGCGAGAGAUAAAACUGUUCUUGAGGAAUGUUAUGAAAAUUAAACGCAGUUUUGACAGGAAGUAAAUUUGUAACGUAUCUAUAGUAAUCUUGUUUGUUCUUUUUUUUUUGCAUCUCGUAUGACAUGGAAUGUAUCAAAUGUGAAACUGAGGUUUUAUGUUUCAUACUGGGAAGAUGAAAUUUUAUAUGAUCAUCGUAUAUGAAGUGUUCACAGCUCGAUAAAAUACACAAGUUACUGACUUCCGGAUGGGAAAUAAUGUGGGAUGUAGAAAAUGAAAGAUUCGAAGAUAGCGGGAAUUUUGCUAGGUGCAGUAGCUGUAUUUGUUCUGGUAGCCGUACUGUUAUACAUUCUAAUAAGCUACAUACUGUGGAGAAGAAAACCAGAAGCUGAUCGCAAAAAUCACUGGCUUAACUGUUUAUUCAAAUGUAGUCUAAGAAAACACAAAAAUGACAAUUAUAAAAACGAAAAGGGAAAUGCCAGUUACGUGAAUAAAUCGUUUACAACUAUAGAACAGGACGAUGUUGUCACCAACAGUGGCAGUUACGUUAAUAAAUCGUUUACAACAACAGAACAAGAUGUUGCCAUCAACACUGAAGGUGUCACGCUAGAAGUACCAAGAUCUCCAAUAAGAAAAUCUGCAGAAACAUAUUCCAUAGUUGACCUUAAUGAAGAUGGUUGAAAUAUUGUUGUAUAUAUUUAUUUAUGCGUGUUCUGGGCUUUAGAAAUAAUCUAAUUAAAAUUGAGCGAAGGUGUCCUCCAAGAUGAAUAUGACAAGCAAUGGGUAUAUUUUACAAACAUGCAAAUGCACAUCUGAAAUGACUCAUUACUUUAUACAGAGAUUUAUAUUAAUACAUUUUGUGUAGGAUAUAUUCUCAUGCUUCAUUGUGCAGUCAGUUACGGAUAUGGACACUGAUAGGGAGUAUAAAAUAAGUGUUUAUCAUGCCUACUAAAAGAAGUAUUUUAUGUUGCAAACUGUAUACUAAGGGAGAUAACUGUUAUUGCUCUAUAUAAAAUUAUGGUUAUAUGUUCAGUUUAAGAACAACUGCAAAAAGCAAUCACAGAUUUUCAAUAAUGCUCCUUCGUACCAUUGAACGUAUCAUUUAUGUCUGUUAUAGUCCAGGUCAGUCAUAAAUUGUGAAUAUUUCAUCUAUGUAUAUAAAUCUCCUUAUAUUUGUAAACUAUUUUUGAUCUUGCAUCAAGUAUAAUAGGACUUUAACUAAUGUAGGUCAGUAUUUGUAGUAAAAUAUUUAACCCCUCACUGCACACAACUAGAGGUAAUAAACCAUUAAAUAUCAAAUAUUUUCACAGGUGUGACAGGAUAUAUUAAUAUCUUGUUCAGGUAAACAAUUCAGAUAAAUUAUAUCAAAAAUGUAUAAAAUGUUUGUUUAUAAUCUUCCAAACAUUACCAUAGUUAAUAAAUGCAAGUCAGUGGAAAAGUAAACGAUAAUCAUUAUAACUUACUGUCAAACUA
Molecule: messenger RNA, 1855 nt
Organism: Ruditapes philippinarum (Manila clam)
Lineage: Eukaryota; Metazoa; Mollusca; Bivalvia; Venerida; Veneridae
Exons: 3
Coding region: 656-1063 (135 amino acids)
Source: RefSeq, a predicted model, not a curated record